CACGCUCCUCCGGUUCGCGGUUCGUUCGCGAUCUAACCUCCACUUCGCUCAUACCUCAUACGCUCAAGAGGAAGGCGCUCUCCGCCAGCCACAGAACGGUCAGAGCAGUGAAAGUGGCUGCCAGUCCGUCAACCGUCCGCUCAAAUCUAGCAGGUCCAUGCCGGUGGAUCACCGGAACAAGUGAAAGGGGUGCUCGAAUCUGAAACGCGUAAUUUCCAGGGCGACUUGUCACUCGGGGUACGUGCUGUUCUCAUGCGCGGGAGAGUUUUUGAACUAAAGCAGUUUGAACGUGCAUGUGCUUGCGGAAUUUGAAUUUUGGUUGGUGGUGUGUUGUGCUUUGCAAAGUGGUAUUUUUUUAUCAGAAAUAUUGACAUGUGCGACCAAAAGCGAAAUUUCCAACUAUAAAACAUUAUGAAACAUCUCCAAAUCAAUCCCUUCAUUGGUUAUGUAAGGCACAAAACCGGUGACCAGUAAGGUGGAUCUCGACAUGGAUUCGUCCAGGAUCGGACUGGACUUCAUCGUCGAGAACCCCGACUAUAUUAGAAAAUUAGCGGCGGCCCUGGACACCCAAAACGCGACGGUGAAAAAGCAGGUGUUCGAACUUUUGUCGGCGCUAUGCGUCCACAACGAAGAAGGCCGAUCCAGGGCGCUUGACACUCUAGAUCAUUUUAAGAAAUUAAAAGGCGAGAGAUAUAGACUGAGUGUGAUAGUCCAUGAACUCGAUCGAGCCACCCCCGUGGACUAUCAAACUGCCCUGGUGGCCUUCAUUAACUGUCUGAUCAUUUCCACCCCCAGGCUCAACGACCGAACUAGGCUAAGAAACGAAUUUAUAGGAUGUCAUCUACUUCCGGUGCUGAACAAUCUCAGGAAAUGUGCAGAAGCCGAGCCAGAACUGGCUGUCCAAUUGGACGUUUUCGACGAACAACGAGAAAGCGACGACGCUCAAAGUCUCCAAGGCCCCCAUGGGGUUGAUCUCAAUUCCCCUUUGGACGUUUUCUAUGCAAUACUCAAACAGGUAGCCGAAACACCUCAAGAAAUCCCCUUCCUUAGCAUACUGCAACACCUUCUUCGCAUCGAUCCUAAGGAACCUAUCUCGGAUAUCAUCUGGGAUACGGCGGAGCGCCUGGUGCAUCGUGCGACCCUCUUGGAGAAUCGCGAAGACUCCGCGAGACUCCUUCGAGCGCCCAGCACGCAAUCCAAGUUAUUCUGUCACUGCCAACACCGCGUGGAGAGUCCCAGCAGAAGACAGAGUCUGACGGCGCCACUGAGUCCUCCGCCGCAGGCACCUGGCCCCCCUCAUCCUCCGCCAUUAGGACCAUCUCUACCUCCGCCCCCUCCCCCUCCGCCCUUCAUACCCGCGCCUCCGUGCGCGCCUCCUCCCGUACCCGUACCUCCACCCCCGCAGCUGAAAACCAAAACGCGCGCUGCCUCUCAAACCGAAACCGAUACUGUGAUAGACAAAUUACCCCAACAAGAAAUACCUGCACCAAAAACGAAAAUGAAAACCAUUAACUGGAAUAAGAUACCCAACAACAAAGUAGUAGGAACAAAUAACAUAUGGACUCAAGUAGCGUAUUCCCAUCAGCACGCCCCAAUGGCUGAUAUGGAUUGGUCAGAAAUGGAAGGUCUAUUUUGUCAACAGGCUCCACCGUCUGCACAUUCUUCUCCAAAAUUGGGACAUAGGGACUCUUCCGAUAAUUUGGAAAGGAGGAUGAGGAAAGAUACAAUAGAGAUUACAUUGUUAGAUGGUAAACGAAGUUUAAACGUUAAUAUAUUUUUAAAACAAUUUAGAAGUUCCAACGAAGAUAUAGUACAAUUGAUAAAAAACGGCGUGCACGACGAUAUAGGAUCAGAAAAACUCAGGGGUUUGUUGAAACUUUUACCGGAAGUUGACGAACUGGAUAUGUUGAAAUCUUUCAACGGAGAUUUCAACAAAUUAGGAAACGCCGAAAAGUUUUUGAUUCAACUAACCAAUCUUCCCAACUAUAAAUUAAGAAUAGAGAGUAUGCUCCUUAAAGAAGAAUUUGCAGCGAAUAUGGGCUAUUUACAACCUAGUAUUAACUCAAUGAUUAUUGCAGCACAAGACCUGAUGACGAACAAGCCGUUACAAGAAGUACUGUACAUGAUUCUUAUAGCUGGGAAUUUUUUGAACGCUGGUGGCUACGCAGGUGGAGCUGCAGGUGUUAAAUUGACAUCCUUGCAAAAAAUAACUGAUAUUCGAGCUAAUAAACCAAAUAUGAAUCUCAUACAUUUUGUAGCACUGCAAGCUGAGAAAAAAGAAAAGAAAUUACUCUCUUUUACCGACAAUAUUAGCGUUUUAGAAGAUGCUGCAAAAACGACUGUUGAACAAUUACACAACGAAAUCAAUGCAUUAGACGUAAGAAUUAAAAAAGUUAGAAAACAAAUAGAAACUCCAGCGACAGAACCCGAAAUUAAAGCACAAAUGACAGAAUUCUUGCUGAUGGCGGAACGUGAAGUGGCAAGUCUUCAACGAAAUUUAGGCGAGUUAGAAAAAGUGCGAAGAAAACUGGCCGAAUUCUUCUGCGAAGACGUUAACUCCUUUAAAUUAGAAGAAUGUUUUAGGAUAUUCCACGGGUUCUAUUGUAAAUUCAAACAGGCCGUGGCCGAAAACGAAAGAAGGAAAAUACAAGAAGAACAAGCUAACGAGAGAAGGAGACAGAGAGAAGAAUUGUUGGCUACAAAGCGCAGACAAAUGGAAGAUCUAGCUGGUACACCAGACUCUGACGGAUUCUGCAUAGACAUGCAAAUCUACGACACUCGGGGAUCAUUCUAUUCCAAAAAGGGGCGCAAAAAUGGUUCAGAAGACGAAGUUUCUCUGUCCGGAUCUCCUUCAUUCUCCAGACGUAGAUUGGGAUCUUUCAACGGAAACGGUGGAGACAAUACUACCAGCGGCAAGGAGGAAAGAUCUCCAGAUAUUACACCAAAUGGAAGUCUGAGAAGAAGAAGAAGCAGGGUAUUAUCCGAAGAUGAUGAAGGCAACUUAAUGGACUUUCUAAGAGCGUCAGGAGGUGAUAAUAACAGAGAGAGGAAGUCUUGGGGCAGUUUGGAUCGUUCGUGGGCAAGAAAAGCCAGAGGAAGCGGUCCAAGAAAGCGUCCAGCUCUUCUGUCAGCCGAUUUUUCGUCCGAAAGAGAAAGACCUUCAUCUCCAUCCCCAUUGACGGAACAAAAAUCGAUCCUGUCCGCACCAGAGGAGGAAACGAAACCUAAAGAAUGGAGACAGAAGAUCGAGUCGUGGUUACAAGCUAACGAGAACGAUCAGUUAAGCGAUGACCAGAGAAGAGCGAAGAGAUUGACAAACAGAAAGUCGUUGGAAAUGGAUUCAGAGAGCGAACGAAGUAGUACCUUAGAUACCCUUCCAGAAGGAAAACAGGUCUACAGUGGUGGCCAGUCGAACUAUAGGAAAGUCCAUCCGGCUUGGCAACCUUCCAGCACCAUAGAUAGUACUGAUGUAGUUAGCGCUAUGGAAGCAGUAGAAGAAAUUCAACCGCAAGUUAAAGACAAGUCGGCUUGGAGAAAAUCAACCUUGAAUGUUUCCAACAGUACUGAGGCUACAAAAGAUAAUCCAUAUACAGGUCGACUAAGCAUGCGAGAUAAAUCGUUGCAUUCCAUUGACGAGGAUAAAGCAAUGGACCGCAAAGUUUUAAUUAGUUCAUUAGGAGAGCGCAUGCCUACCGACAGGCUUACUUUAUACAUUAGGAAACCAAAUGAUACACCUACACCAUCAACGACUUCGACCAAUCACUCUUACGCUCGACGUACUCCUCCAGAGUCUCAACCGCAAAGUCCGGAUGGUUCUACAAGCAACAAUAAAGCUGAAAUCGAUCAGGAUAACAUUGAAACUCCUCCGGCGACUAGAAGAACUUUUGUACCCACCCCCGUAGAUAGAAGGGAACCGCUUAUGCCGGGACCGUGCAGUAGAAGGAUCGGGAGAAGCAGUAAUUCGAUGGUAGCGCAAACCAGCGACGAACCCGAGGAUGGACCUGUGUUAGGCGAUGGACAGUUUGACAGAUACUCGGCAACCAGGCGUACUAGGCGUUACAAGAGGAACCAAGAGAACCCUGAAAUUACUACCUCAUCACCAACGGAAACUAUUAGUGCUGAAACUCAAAUUAUUAAGUCGCCGACUCAAAUAGAGAUUUCUCAGCCGACAAUCGCUAUUGAACCAGAGCUAGAUAAGGAAACAAGGCUAAAGGUGUGGCAAGAAAAACUGAAAACCCAAGUCGAUCCUGAACCUAGAAAUGGACGAAGGUGGCGAAACCAAACGAAUAUUAAACCAAGUGACGUUGAAAUGGCUCUUCAAUUGAAAAAAGAAACUUCGAAUAUAUCUGCAACCUAUCUUACGCCGGAAACGACCAAGGCGACUUCCAAUAAAAUUGAUAUUCCUUCUCGCAAAACCAAAGAGCACGACAACGACGAAGGCUUCGAAGAGACCCAGAGCCUCAUGUCAGAAUCUCCAAGUCAAGGCGCUUCCUCUGGUGGCGGCAAUUAUGAUACUGAUAUCAUCGAUAGCGCUCAAAUAGUCGUGGCCGAUUUUACUAAGCCGAAACCCAUCAGACAAUUGUCUGUAGAGAGCAGCAAAGGAACGCCGGAUUCUAGCAUUAGCAGCGAUGUGACGUUAUCAAAAUAUAGUCGAACGCCAGUACGAAGUGCCAGACUGCAAUCCUUACCCACGUCCAAAGCCACCAGAAGCCUUGUUAAUAGUCAAAGAAAGCCAAGUCAAGAUAGUAUUUUAAAUAAGAAAAGUAUUAUUCCCAGAAGAUCCGAGAGUCUGAAUAAAGCUGAUCUGAAGAGCAACUCAUCCAAAACUUACGGCAUUCAAAAAUCAAAUUCCAGAAACUCAAUAGUUAGCUCUCGAAGUUCUCUGAACAGUGCAACCUCAACUAGCACCGUCAAAAAGUUACCUCUUAAACCAAAUACUAGCAAUAAUGUAUCCCGCCCGGUCCUGAGAACGCCCAGCAAUAAAACAAUAUCGUCUUCCACCAAAACGAACCUCAAAAGGACGCCAUCUACCGGAAGCAGCGUUGGGAAUCGUCCUCCCAGACCUCAAGCUAUGAGUUUCAUGAAACCGACUGCAUCCAGUACUACUAAGAGCAAUCAAGGACUACCCACCGCCCGAUUUAGUUCAUUUAGAUCAAAGAAUUGAAUAUAAAUUUACUUUUGGUUCAUUCUCAACUCAUAUUAAUAAAUGUGUUAAAAAAAUAGUAUUACUGGGUAUCUCACAUCUUUUUGAAAAUCUUGUCGAACUGAUUUUAAAUUACAAAUCCCCAUUCUGUUCUUAGAAAUAUAAAUAUAUCUAAAACACACAAAAAUAUAGGGUGGAGUUUGAAACACCCUGUAUAUGAAUAAUAUAAUAUGGAGUUGAUAUCUGAAGUGUUUCUGCGAGGACUCUUUGCGUGAAAAACAAUUAAACGAACUUAUAAACUGUCACAUUUUGUUUACUAGUCAGAAAGUGCUUUUUUGCUAUUUGGUAGUACUUAAGAUGUUUAUUAUUUUUUUCUUGAAUAAUUAUUGAAAUAUUCAAAAUGAAAAUACAAUAGUUAGGUAAAUUUUAUAUAUAAUGUUAAUCGUCUAUCGAAUUCUAAGCAUUUUUAAUGUGUAAUUGUUAAUUUUAGUCAUUUGUAUGAAAAAUGUUUUAACGCUCCUUAUUUAUUGAUUUAAUAGACCUUAGUUUUCCGAUUUUUUACAAUUUUUUUCUGAAAUGUUUUAACUCUACAGUAUUAUAAUAAUUUUAUUAAUAAUAAUGUACUAGCAAAAUCGAAUUGUCUAUAAAUAGGAUAUAAAAAAACUUAACCAG
Psylliodes chrysocephalus is the source of this 5815-nucleotide messenger RNA. The record is from the annotation of a GenBank genome assembly. NCBI's taxonomy places the organism in Eukaryota, Metazoa, Arthropoda, Insecta, Coleoptera, Chrysomelidae.